GCCUAGAGAGGUGAAGUGCAGGGAGAUCAGGGUAUAAAAGAGGGACCCAGCCAGCCUCUGUGUGUCCCAACACUCGGGUCUGCCACUGUGUCCUGCGUGUUGGUGAGCAGUUGGAAACCAGCACCAUGAAGAUUCUGGUCUUGGUCUUCGUUUGUUUGCACCUCUCAGAGGCUGUGGAAAGAAUUGUUCUGAGAAAAGGCAAGUCUAUCCGCCAGGCGAUGGAGGAGCAGGGCAUACUGGAAGCGUUCCUGAGGAACUACCCAAAGGGUGAUCCAGCUGCCAAGUAUUAUUUCAACAAUGAUGCCGUGGCUUAUGAACCCAUCACCAACUACUUGGAUGCUUUCUAUUUUGGGGAGAUCAGCAUUGGGACUCCACCCCAAAAUUUCCUGGUCCUCUUUGACACCGGCUCCUCCAACCUGUGGGUACCCUCCACCUACUGCCAGAGCCAGGCCUGUGUCAAUCACAACAGGUUCAACCCCAGCCUGUCCUCCACCUUCAGAAACAAUGGGCAAACCUACACACUAUCCUAUGGGAGUGGCAGCCUGAGUGUGGUGUUGGGAUACGACUCCGUGACCGUCCAGAACAUCGUCGUCAAUAACCAGGAGAUUGGCCUGAGUGAGAAUGAGCCCAACAACCCCUUCUACUAUUCAGACUUUGAUGGAAUCCUGGGAAUGGCCUACCCCAACAUGGCGGUGGGGAACGCCCCGACAGUCAUGCAGGGGAUGCUGCAGCAGGGCCAGCUCACCGAACCCAUCUUCAGCUUCUACUUCUCUCGCCAGCCAACCCAUCAGUACGGUGGGGAGCUCAUCCUGGGAGGUGUGGACACCCAACUUUAUUCCGGUCAGAUCGUCUGGGCCCCUGUCACCCAGGAAAUGUACUGGCAGAUUGCCAUUCAGGAGUUUGCCAUUGGUAACCAGGCCACUGGCUGGUGCUCUCAGGGCUGCCAGGCCAUCGUGGAUACAGGGACCUUCCUGCUGGCUGUUCCCCAGCAGUACAUGGGCGCUUUCCUGCAGGCGACAGGAGCCCAGCAGGCUCAGAAUGGUGAUUUUGUGGUCAACUGUAACUCCGUACAAAACAUGCCCACCGUCACCUUCAUCAUCAGCGGGUCCCAGUUCCCUUUGCCUCCCUCUGCCUAUGUCCUCAACAACAAUGGCUACUGCAGGCUUGGAAUUGAGGCCACUUACCUGCCCUCCCCCAGUGGGCAGCCCCUGUGGAUUCUGGGAGAUGUCUUCCUCAAGGAAUAUUACUCUGUCUACGACAUGGCCAACAACAGGGUGGGUUUUGCCUACUCUGCCUAAUGAGAGGCAGCUGUCUCCACCGUCCCUGCAGGACUGUGGCCUUGCCCUAAUGUGUCUGUGGGCUGACAGCAGCAUUUUCAACUAUC
Rhinolophus ferrumequinum (greater horseshoe bat) is the source of this 1384-nucleotide messenger RNA. RefSeq names its product gastricsin. The record is from RefSeq and is a predicted model, not a curated record. The coding region runs from base 126 to 1298 and encodes 390 amino acids. Gene Ontology annotation, molecular function: aspartic-type endopeptidase activity. The transcript is spliced from 9 exons. NCBI's taxonomy places the organism in Eukaryota, Metazoa, Chordata, Mammalia, Chiroptera, Rhinolophidae. Gene Ontology annotation, biological process: proteolysis.